AUGAAGGUGUUAAACAAGUGUCAAGGUCCAUUAACUCCAACUGGUACUAGGAUUUUGGAAUCAAACACAACACUAGCUAGUAAGUAUCAUGCACGAUGGAAUGGGGGACAAAAGUAUCAGGUUAAAGGUCCAUGGAAUGAUCAACAUGUGGUGGACAUGGAGAAAAAGGAGUGUAGUUGUAGAAAGUGGGAGCUUACUGGAAUUCCUUGCAAACAUGCAAUUGCAAGCCUAAAUGAAAUGGCAGACAAUAAUGAAAAGGUGGGAGAACUAUACACCUAUGUGCAUAAGGUGUAUUGGCUUGAUACAUGGAAAGAGAUGUACUCCUUCAAGGUGGAGCCUAUCAAAGGUAGAGCCAUGUGGCCUAAGAGUGACUGCCCAACAACUCUUGUGCCUCCACCACACAACAAAGCUAUAGGCAGGCCAAAAAAGAAAAGAAGGAUUACAACAGAGGAAAGGAUUGAAAUCCAGCAACGUAAGAGGCAAGCAAACAGUCAAAGUCAAAAUGAUAAUGAAACUCAAUCACUGAGCAGGAAGUUUUUGACUGUGACAUGUAGUAAGUGUAAGCAAAAGGGUCACAAUGCCAGGACCUACAAGGCCAAAGAUGGGAAUUGA
This is a messenger RNA of Lactuca sativa (garden lettuce), 612 nucleotides long. RefSeq lists its product as uncharacterized. The record is from RefSeq and is a predicted model, not a curated record. Gene Ontology annotation, molecular function: zinc ion binding. NCBI's taxonomy places the organism in Eukaryota, Viridiplantae, Streptophyta, Magnoliopsida, Asterales, Asteraceae.